AAUAUUGGUUUUUUGCGUUUUUUCCCACCAGGUUGACGUUAGUUAAACAUCAGGAGAGUAAAAUAGCUUCUGGCCAAUAGUGAGUGACGUUACAGUGCUCCUACCUCCAAUAACUAGACCGUUGUGAACUUAAACCGGCUGAAUUUGACAAAUGGACGAACACGAAAACCAGACAUGUAUUGGGUUGGGGUCAUCCAGUACAAAUAAAAAUGGCAAGGUCAAGACACCUCGAAGAAUCCUCCAUUUUUCAGAUGGUACUCUUGAGGAAUACAGCACAGAUGAAGAGGAGGAAAAGGAAAAACCAGAACCAGAUCCAAUGAGCCUAGUGGAUCCAAAGUCUCUAACUUGGGGCCCAUGGAUGUAUUAUUGGAUGCUAUAUAGCGGUAGUUCUGCUCUUGCAGCAUGUGAUUACGUAGGAGAGAGCUUGGCCAAUUUCUUAGGCAUAACAUCACCCAAGUACCAGUAUGAGAUUGACGAAUAUCACCGUUCUGUUGAGGAGGAGAAGGCCGCAAAGGAAGAGGAAGAUGCCGAAAUGGCAGGGUGGAAAUCCCCGAGCCCUUUGUCUGAUUCAGAUCAGGUUGUGCCAACAGCCUCAGCGGUCGAACAUCCGCCCUCUCCAUCUCAUAGCUUGAGACAGGUAAGUUGAACUUCCUUACUUUAG
This is a messenger RNA of Macrobrachium nipponense, 661 nucleotides long. Its product is annotated as protein FAM177A1-like. The record is from RefSeq and is a predicted model, not a curated record. NCBI's taxonomy places the organism in Eukaryota, Metazoa, Arthropoda, Malacostraca, Decapoda, Palaemonidae. The transcript has 4 exons. The coding region runs from base 152 to 646 and encodes 164 amino acids.